Messenger RNA from Tarenaya hassleriana, 702 nucleotides. RefSeq lists its product as uncharacterized. NCBI's taxonomy places the organism in Eukaryota, Viridiplantae, Streptophyta, Magnoliopsida, Brassicales, Cleomaceae. The record is from RefSeq and is a predicted model, not a curated record. The coding region runs from base 182 to 484 and encodes 100 amino acids. The transcript has 3 exons.
CUCACAAAAAUGAAAAUAAUAUUGGGUUUUUAAAGAAGUGACGAUACAAUGAAAAGAAGCCCAUCAAAGGCAUAUGGGCCUAAAACAAGAAAGCCCAUGAAAUCCGCUGAGAUCAAAGGGCACACCCAGGAGGACGGCGAAGAAGCUCGCGAUCACAUCGCAAAUCGUAUCAACGGCGGCGAUGAUGGAGGAACAGAGCGGCGCCGGCGGAGGUGGAUCCACCCACUGGUGGUGGGUCGCCGGAAGUGCGGCUCAGUUCAUGUGGGGAGUGAGGUCUUACCGGAGAGGCUACGCCGGAGAUUCGCGACUGAUGCCGGUCAAAGCCUUCGGCGUCGCUUCUCUCUUCGUCUGCGCCUUCGCCACCGCCUCCGUCGGUUUCCUUCAUGCCUCUGGUAUCCACAAGGUUGAAGAUGCAGUGGAAGCUGGAGCGAAUCUGAGAACGAGUUUGGGGAUUCCUUCGAGAACACCGAAGAAAGAAGGAUGAUUCUUGAUCGAAAGCUCGGGACUUUGAUUGAAACUGCGUCUGGACAAUGAUGAGACAAUUCGCUUUGUGCUCUUUGGGAAGACCCAUCACCAAGAAGCCGCAUUUUUGUGCUCAUGUGCACUAUUUCUCUUGUAAUGUUUAUAGAUCGAACAUUGGAUCGGCUCUGUCAUUGGUGAUAAAUGGAUGAUUUAUGAUAUGCAUAUGCAUGUUUCACGCCA